AAGGUGUUGAGUUUUAAGGUGGGUUUGGUUUUAUUAUGUCGCGGCCAUUUAGAGGAAAAAUAUCGUUAUUUAUUCCGUUUGGUAGCGGAUCCAGAACGUAAAGUUGAUCAAAGAAAAUUGGGCUUGUUAUUACAUGAUUGUAUACAGGUUCCCCGUCAAUUGGGUGAGGUGGCAGCUUUUGGUGGAUCUAAUAUUGAACCUUCUGUUCGUUCCUGCUUAGAGAGAGCUGGUAUUUCUCAAGAAGCAAUUGAUUCUAAUCAAGAACUUACGAUUGAAUUACAUCACUUCCUUGCUUGGCUACAACAUGAACCACAAAGUUUAGUGUGGCUACCAGUAUUACAUCGUUUGGCAGCUGCUGAGGCAGCUAAACAUCAGGCGAAGUGUAACAUUUGCAAAGAGUAUCCCAUUGUUGGCUUCCGUUAUCGCUGCCUUAAGUGUUUCAAUUUCGACAUGUGCCAAAAGUGUUUCUUCUUUGGACGUAAUGCCAAAAAUCAUAAACUUAGUCAUCCCAUGCAUGAAUACUGUACAACGACCACUUCCACUGAAGAUGUUAGAGACUUUACGCGUGCCUUGAAGAACAAAUUCAAAUCACGCAAAUAUUUCAAAAAACAUCCACGUGUGGGCUAUUUACCCGUACAAAGUGUUUUAGAGGGUGAUGCCUUAGAAUCACCUGCACCCAGUCCCCAACAUACUACACAUACUCUGCAAAAUGAUAUGCACUCAAGACUGGAAAUGUAUGCUACACGUUUGGCUCAAGUGGAAUAUGGUGGUGGCACUGGUUCCAACUCUACUCCCGAUAGUGAUGAUGAACAUCAACUGAUAGCUCAAUAUUGUAUGGCUUUGCCUACAAAUAAUGGUGCUGCUCCCAAAUCUCCCGUGCAAGUAAUGGCUGCCAUGGAUGCCGAACAACGCGAGGAACUGGAAGCCAUUAUUCGGGAUUUAGAAGAAGAAAAUUCUAGUUUACAGGCCGAAUAUCAACAAUUAUUAACGAAACAGAGUACAACACCCGAUGAGAGCAGUGGUAUGCAACAUUCCAAUUCAUCUGUGGGUGGUUUAGCGCAGGGUGCCAAUGCUCAGGGAGAACAUGGUCAAGACAUGAUGGCCGAGGCUAAAUUGCUGAGACAACACAAAGGCCGUUUAGAGUCACGCAUGCAAAUCCUAGAGGAUCAUAAUCGUCAAUUGGAGGCUCAAUUACAACGUUUACGCCAAUUGCUUAAUGAUCCUAAUAAUGGUGCUACCCCCGGUUCGGCUUUAAAUUCAAAACCGAAUACUUUACAAACCCGUUCAGUGACUGCUUCACAACUUAAUACCGAUUCGCCGGCUAAAAUGAAUCAACAAAAUGGCCAUUAUGACCAGAACUCGACGGCCAUAGGCAAGGCAAUGGAGGAAUUGGUAACAGUUAUAACGGAACAAGAAAUCGAGCAAACUUUAGAACAAGAUCUAGAGGAGGAAGAGGAGAAUCAGAUAGAGCAAGAACAAACAGCAAAUGAAACCACAACUUCUAUAAACACAAAUAAAGCGAUAAAAACACCCAAUGCCACAUCGACACCAUAUGGUUAUAAUAAAUAAAUAAAUGUUUUUUCUUUAAGAAAAAGAAAAAAA
Lucilia sericata (common green bottle fly) is the source of this 1602-nucleotide messenger RNA. Its product is annotated as dystrophin-like. The record is from RefSeq and is a predicted model, not a curated record. Bases 451 to 1569 code for a protein of 372 amino acids. Gene Ontology annotation, biological process: synaptic signaling. NCBI's taxonomy places the organism in Eukaryota, Metazoa, Arthropoda, Insecta, Diptera, Calliphoridae. Gene Ontology annotation, cellular component: plasma membrane. The transcript is spliced from 8 exons.